CUGCGCCUGCCCCCAGCCCCGGCGCCAAGGCCCUGCCCCCAGCCCCAUUGUCCCCUUGGGCCCUUCUCCUGCCCCUUGCCCGCAGUCUGGGGGGGCAGACGGGGCCACUCAGCCCGUCCGGAGAUCUCGGAGCCGGGAAUCUAGCCCCCUCCCCUGGGGGAAACUGAGGCCCAGCGAGUCGCCGAGCUGGGAGGGGCCCCAGGGGUCCUGGUUCUAUCGUUCUGGUCACUAGGCCACGGGCUCUGGCCUCCCCCCACUCCCAGCACCGACUGGACUCGCCCCCCGCGCAUCCCAGCACCCGCUCAGCUGCUCCUGUCCCCAGGCGACAGGCCAGCUCCUGGCUGCCUUGUGACAUCAGAAAGCCCGGCUGGCGAAGCAGCAGGGCCCGGGCUAAAAUGGCCAGAUUAGUUUUACACGGGCGCUUGAGGGCUGCAGGCCAGGCCAGCACCUUGCGGGGGCCCCCCGGGGAAGGGAGUGCAGCGGGGGAACGGUCUGUGCCCUGGAAGAUGGGACUCUGCCAGGCCCGGCUUCCUAAAACCGCCAAGCCUCUGAAUCCUGAACUGCAGGAGAUGCUGAAGUCACAAGUCAUCAUCUUCGUGAUAGGAGGCCCGGGCUCCGGCAAAGGGACACAGUGCGAGAGGCUGGCUGCCAAGUACCAGUUCCAGCACCUGGGCAUGGGGAACCUGCUGCGGGCGGAAGCCAGCGAGCCCACGCGCCAGGGGCGACAAAUCAAGGACAUCAUGCUGAAAGGAGCGCUCGUGCCUUCAGGCUUCGUCCUCGACCUGCUGAACGAGAACCUGCUGCAGAGAGAGGAGGCGAAGGGCUUCCUGGUCAACGGCUUCCCCCGGGAGCUCAACCAGGCCAAGGACUUUGAGCGCGUGGUGGGGCGUCCUCCCAACUUCGUGAUCGUCUUGGACUGCUCAACGGAGACCAUGAUCCAGCGGCUGCUGCUGCGGGGCCAGACUGGCAAUCGGGCCGACGACCACGAGAGCUGCAUCCGCCAGCGGCUGGAGACUCACUACUCGCUGUGCGAGCCCGUCAUCAGCUACUACCAGCAGAAGAACCUGCUCAGAAACAUUAUUGGUGAGGAGCCGGAAGACGCCAUCUUCGCAAAGUGCUGCUCGGUGAUCGACAGCCUCCGCUAGGCCAGGUGCCUGGUGCCCUGCCCGGGCCGCCCCGCGGCUGGGUCUGUGUUCAAAUAAAGGCUCAGCUUCGGGCCCUGGCCCUGCGCUUGCCCUACGCGAGGCGGCCCUCUGCACCUGCCCCACCCCAUGGGGCUCAGGUUAGGGCGUGAGCACCCUCUGCUGGCCCAGAGCUGACCCCGCAUGCAGGUCCCUUUCCCAGAGAGGCCCUUCCCCAUCCCCAGCCAGGCAGCCAAGGUGCCUAGUGCGGCAGGGGCCCAGCUGCACAGAACCAGCCAGCAGGAAUCCAGGGCCUUGCAGA
Messenger RNA from Terrapene triunguis (Three-toed box turtle), 1443 nucleotides. RefSeq names its product adenylate kinase isoenzyme 1. Gene Ontology annotation, molecular function: AMP kinase activity; ATP binding. Gene Ontology annotation, biological process: nucleoside triphosphate biosynthetic process. The transcript is spliced from 5 exons. The record is from RefSeq and is a predicted model, not a curated record. Lineage: Eukaryota; Metazoa; Chordata; Testudines; Emydidae. The coding region runs from base 396 to 1145 and encodes 249 amino acids. Gene Ontology annotation, cellular component: cytosol; cytoplasm.